CGCCUUUUUCCCUCUUCCUUCCCACCGCGCCGCUCCCGCAGACCCUACCUAAGUUUUCCCCAAUUCAUUUGGCUCCAAUCCAUCCCCGAACAAGGCAAGAACACGGACAAGCCAAGAAGAACAACUCCCCAGCGUCUCCGGCGAGCGUUUAACUCCAUCCAGGCUUUCGAGGUACAAGAAGAAAGGCUUCUGUUCGGCCAUGGCUUUCCCAGCUCCAGCUGCUGUAUUCCUUGAUGAGAACCUGCCAAUCCAUAGAGGCAAGAGGACUGAUGGGCUGAACGCGAGGCCACUGAAACCAUCAGCAAAGCCAUCAGCAAGGAAGGCCCUGCGGGAUGUGUCCAACACCAGCAAGCCCCAAGCGCCUAGCAUUCAAAAAGGCCACCCCUUGAAGGACAGGUCCGUCCUGAAAGACAAGUCUGCUCUUCGCAGCCAAGAAGCCAUUAAGAAGAACCCACUGAGCAAGACUACAAUCUAUGCUGAUGAAGCCACCAAAAAAUGUCAUGAAUGGGCCAAGGGUGGGGUGGAGGGCACCCACUUCACUGGGAAUGAUGCUCAGAGGUUGGACAGUGACAAGAUAGACAAACGUGUCAAGAAGAAAGUGGAGAAAAUAACGUCAGCAUUGCAUGACUGGUCAGAUGUGAUAUUUGAUCCUCUGCUGUUUCCAGCUAAGGCAGUUGCACCGUUUUAUGAAGAAGUAAAUGUGCUGGAACUGGAGCCUGAGAUUCUUCCAGACAUCAGUGGGCGUCUCUCGAUUUCAGGCGAUAAGGCAAAGCUGACUGAAGAUUCUUUUGAUGAAGUUGAGCUUGACAGCUACUCAUUCCUAGAGGACAAGCCUGUUGAGUUUCAGCUGAGAGACGAGAUGAGUCUUUAUCCAUGGAGCCUGGAGUCAGUGAACUGAAGAGUCCCUCUGCCCACCUGAAAAAACUUCAAACUCCACUGCUGUCACUGCCCUUGCAACGCUGCUUGCUCAGGAGCAGUCGACUGUAGAACUAGAACGCUAGAUGCUGCUGUUCUUUUCUCCCGUCUGUUGUGAUGGAUGAACCUAACGUACUAUCGGGUUUCAGUGUUGCAGUGGAAGCAGCUUAGCUUCCUGUUUGUUUUGGCUGAGAUGCUUUUUCAGUCAGUGAUGUGUAAAUGGUCGCAUAAGAUCGUUCCUCUACUGUGAACUGUGCGGGUUUGAUCUCUGAUUUUUCAGCUUGGUCAUCGGUUAACUGUCUUUUGCCAAAAUUGAAACUUUCAUAUACACGGUUU
Messenger RNA from Triticum dicoccoides, 1251 nucleotides. RefSeq lists its product as uncharacterized. NCBI's taxonomy places the organism in Eukaryota, Viridiplantae, Streptophyta, Magnoliopsida, Poales, Poaceae. The coding region runs from base 200 to 898 and encodes 232 amino acids. The transcript has 6 exons. The record is from RefSeq and is a predicted model, not a curated record.